AACAAAGAAAAGUAAAAGGUAGGAGAGAGAGAGAGUUGGCCAAAAUACGACUUAAAAGGAAGCUAUGGCGAAAUUACAGUCCCUGUCUAUGUCAGUUGCAGUACUACUUCCACAACCACCAUCUCUCUAUAAUCAUCUCUGUUUCCUUGCUUUGUUGGCCCAACAUGGAUCGUCUGAUCCUCAAGAUCAAGCUUCUUCUCCACCUCCGCCGAUCUCCUCCAGGUAAUGUAUCUUUUGUGAGGCGUUUCUCAUACAAUGAUAUAAAAAGGGCAACAGAUGGUUUCCGCUGGAUCAUUGACAACUCAUCCCAUGGAGCCGUUUACAAAGCCAAAUUUGAAGAUGGUCGUGUUGCUCUGGUAAAAGAAAUAAGAGAUUUUGAUGAAGCAAAAGAUGCCUUCUAUAGAGAAGUCCAACUUUUGGGGCGCUUGCAUCACCGGCACAUUGUUUCGCUUAGUGGCUUUUCCACAGGACAUAAGAGGUUUCUAGUGUUUGAAGACAUAGAAAAUGGAACCCUGAAAGCGCAUCUGAAUGAUCCUCUUAAGACUCCCUUGAAUUGGAGAACAAGGCUACAAAUAGUCAUUGGCGUGGCAGCUGCACUCGAAUACUUACAUUUCUUCUGCGACCCACCAAUGUAUCAUGUCUCAGUCAGUUCAAGUACCAUCAUGUUAGAUGAGAACUUCAAUGCGAAGCUCUGCAAUAUUGGCCGCCUUAGUUCUCAUGGAAAUGACAUUACAUUGCCACAGUCUUCACCUUCGAAGGAUUAUAGAGGUCAGGUAUGCGGAAACAUAAUCUUUCAGCUUGGCUUACUAAUUCUCGAGCUAAUAACUGGUCAGUCCUCGGAGGAGGGAGGUGUAGAUUUGAUCCAAUGGGUUGAAGAAUUUCGCUUCUCGAGAUCCAUACAUAAGAUGCUUGAUCCCGACCUUGGAAACAACUAUGAUUCUAGUGAGCUUAAGGGUCUUUUAGCUGUAGCAAGAUUGUGUAUAAAAUCUCUAGAUAAGCCAACACUUUUUACUCCUCAGGUAUUUAGGUACCUCCAGAAGAAGCUAGGCAUUGAAUAAACCGUUAUCAAUGACUUGUGAUUAUGCCUUAUGAUAUUCUUUGGAAAUUGAGUUGAUGCUUCAUGGAGUUAAGGUCCCUUUAUUCCAAGGUUAGCUAUCGUGAAAAUUUUCAUUUUGGAUGUACUAGUUGUCUGAAAGAGCAGCUUAACUCAACGGUAACAUUUAUUGUUAGCGUCUUUAGUAGUUCAAAUACUAGUCACAAAAACACUCAAAAAAUAGAAGUAAUACUGCAUACAUCUUUAUCUCCCAGACUCCGCUUUAACAG
Messenger RNA from Camellia sinensis, 1323 nucleotides. Its product is annotated as putative receptor-like protein kinase At1g49730. Gene Ontology annotation, cellular component: plasma membrane. Gene Ontology annotation, biological process: protein phosphorylation. The record is from RefSeq and is a predicted model, not a curated record. Lineage: Eukaryota; Viridiplantae; Streptophyta; Magnoliopsida; Ericales; Theaceae. Gene Ontology annotation, molecular function: ATP binding; protein kinase activity.